Molecule: messenger RNA, 520 nt
Organism: Racocetra fulgida
Lineage: Eukaryota; Fungi; Glomeromycota; Glomeromycetes; Diversisporales; Gigasporaceae
Source: the annotation of a GenBank genome assembly
GAAUGAUAAUGAUAAACAUUUAGCAAUAAAAGAGAAUGUUAACUCGGGAGAUGUAAUAAUUGCAACAAACCUAGCUGGAAGAGGAACAGAUAUUAAAACAAGUGCUAGCGUUGAAAAGAAUGGAGGAUUGCACGUGAUAGUUACAUUUCUGCCAUUAAAUUCAAGAAUAGAGGAACAAGCGUUUGGAAGAACUGCAAGACAAGGAGCAAAAGGAACUGCCCAAUUAAUGAUUGAUAGAAUGGAUACUGAAAAAAAAAUUAAAUACGAAACUAGAUUGUAUGAAAUGGAGGAGGUUAAAUUAAGAGAUAUACUAUUUGAGAUAUACUUAGAGAUCAAUAACAACCUAAGAAAGGUAGAAGAAGAGAAGAUAAAAGAAAUGUCAAUAUUUGAAAAGUUAGCAAAAAAAGAUAUAUAUGAACUUAAACUACUGCAAGUAGAAGAGAGAUGGGGAAUGAAACUAAAAUUAUUUGAAAAGACAUUAGCUUAUAAUAGUGGGGCAAAGGAAAAACUGAAAAGGUAG